AAGAAUCGGAAAAUCGUUUUCCUUCGAUUCGACAGUCAGCCAUCACAUCAGCUAAGCUAGAGAAGUGGUGUUCUAUAAGCGUCGUUAAGUAGGCACAGCAGCAGCAGCAACAACACCUUUAUUGGAAUUAAAAGUUGUGUAGAGGAAAAAGUGGAAGUGUCGGAAGGAAUUUAUUUUCAUUGCUUAGCCAGAAGCGCUUUCCAAGUUUUGUCCUUUCUGCGUUGAGUGUUGACUGUGAAUCACAAGUGUAAGUGAGUGAGAUUUGGCGAGGAAAAUAGUUGCCGUCAAGCGCUGAAAAAAUAAGCGUAAAAAAGUUUCUGCGGUGGAAAGAAGCAGCAUUAGCGGAGAAAAGUGCUCUGGUGUGAAAUAUAUUUUUCUCUGCUGCCGAAAUUCGAGCUGAGUUGCCAACGAGCGUGAAAGGUCUGCAGAGCGAAGGAAAAACGAAAUAAGGAAACAAGUCAACCGGGUAGGAAUACAAAAAAAAAACGGAACAGUUUGCCCAUCAGUACUAGCGGAAAAGUUCCUCGAAAUGGUUAUCAAAGUGUAUAUCAGUGGAAUGUCGGGAAGCAAAGAGGUGAAAAAGCGCCAGCAGCGGGUAACCAUGAUCCUCGACAGUAAACACAUUACGUACAACGUGAUCGACAUCACCGAACCCGGACAAGAGGCCGAGAAGGACUUUAUGCAGAAAAAUUCGGAACACAGUGGAGCGACGAUCAGUGAUCAAACUCCGAGGCAUCCCUUACCCCCGCAGCUGUUCAACGAAACCGAAUACUGCGGUGACUAUGACGAUUUCGAUUUGGCCAACGAGGUGGACAAUUUGGAAGUGUUCCUGAAGCUGGAAGCACCUAAACCGGCCGUCAACAGUACCAGCGAGGAGGUGAGCGUAGACCAACAGCAGACCAAUGGCACCGGCGACGCGCAGGACCAGAGCCAGGUGACGGCGACGGAGGCCGCGGCGGACGACGACGAGGACAAAGAAAAUAAGACUGAAGGGGGAGCGAAUGAGGCUUUGGUCGAGCAUAUGAAAACGAACGGUGAACUGCAACGGACCGAUAAUGAAGCUACCAAUGAUGAGGAUGUAAAAACUAUUGGAACACGGGACGACAAGGAUGAAUGCUCUAAAUUAGAAGAAUGCGAAGGUUCGAAGGAAAUUGAAAAAACUAGUAAAGAAUCGCCUGAAGACACUAGUGGGUGCAUCAAAUCUGAGAAAAGCGAACAAACUGAUAAAAACGCGGUGGAUGUUGUGUCAGAAGAUGCAGAAAGUGAAAUGUCAAGCAAAACAAAGAACGAAUCAUCUGAACACACGAAUGAAGAAAUUGACACCAAUGAGGAAGUUUCAGCUAAUAACCGAGAGGAAGUGCAUGAAGUAAUCCAUCCCCACGAAACAUCUCCGUCUAUUGAAGUAAGUGCAGAAACACAAAAGAGCGUUCCAAUAGAUGAACAAGAUGAGAAUGACACCGAACAAAAACCAAUUGAACGAAUCGACACAGAUGAAGAGAAAAAUGUUGCUGAAACGGAAGUAACGAAUGAUACCGAAGCUGACACAGUCGUCGAUGUCAAAGAGGUAGAUGACACGAAAAAUCACUCAACGGAAGAUCUGCAAAGCGCUAAGGAUCCCCCAGGGACUGUGCUCGGCGAACAGGAUCACACAGAAAGCGAUGGAAAUGAGCACGAUAUAGAAAGUGAGAAAUCAUACAGCGAAGAAAUUGAUUCAGUGAAGGAAGUGACCACCCCGGAAGACAGUAGGCAAACCGACGAACCACAAGUAGAUAGAUUACCAUACGAUACAAAUGGCACUAAGACAAAUUUUAGCGAAAAACCAACCACGGAAGUAGAUGAAGAUGUCGAACAAGAAGAAUUGUUGAAAGUGGUAGCCGCAAUGGGUAAACGGGAGGACGAAGAGGACAGACAACCAGAAACCGAAGACGUGGAACUUGGAGAAGAGGAAGAGAUAUCCGACAAACUCGCAGACACCGAUGAACCCAUGCUAGCGACUGAAGAGUCAGAGGAAUAAUCUGUCAAUCCAUCCUUAUUCAUCCUGUUUUUUUUUAAAUCCAUCAUCAUCUCGUCUAAUUGACAUCGAAGAGCUUCCGGAUCCUACAAAUGAACAUCAAGUGUAAAAUUCGUCACCUUGGGAUUAAAAACAGAGCUACCAUAAAACCAAAUAACGAUCUGUGCUUAAGGCAUCAUUCGUUCAUCAAAAAGGAACCCAUGUUCAUGAAGAUAAGUUUGAGCUGAACUCAUGCUACGCUCCGAAACUAAUAUAAGACUAAACCCAAGUAAGCAAAAUAAAACUAGAUUCAAAUAACCAAAUUGUUUGGCUAGAGAGAGAACUACUAAACUGGUUUUGAAGGGCUGACAUUUACUUUCUUAGAACCACUUGAGAGCCUCGAAUGUGCUUUUAAUUUUAAUUUUCCGAGGAAAAGCUCUAGAUCUGCACAGGCAGGAUUCGAUGGUUGAAGACAAGUGAACAUAAAGAUCGCAAUUUAAUAAUAUACUUAGAAGAGUUACUUAUUAACACCAGCUUCAGAAGAGUAGCAAGCCAAGUUGCUAUAUUCUUUUGAAACGAUAUUCAUCAAGUUCCACGAACGAAUAAAUGCUGUAAACAAAUGAAGAGAAGUUUUGUUCAUUCGGCGAGCAGAAUUUGCUUAGAGUAAUAAAUAACAUGUUAACUA
Malaya genurostris is the source of this 2675-nucleotide messenger RNA. It is a transcript of the gene Sh3beta, whose product is annotated as RNA polymerase-associated protein LEO1. The record is from RefSeq and is a predicted model, not a curated record. NCBI's taxonomy places the organism in Eukaryota, Metazoa, Arthropoda, Insecta, Diptera, Culicidae. Bases 530 to 2014 code for a protein of 494 amino acids. The transcript has 5 exons. Gene Ontology annotation, cellular component: cytoplasm.